AAAGUAUAUUAUCGAUACCGCGCCGGAGGGCGGAACGCGAUCCGAUCCGAAGCCACAAACCUAAUCGCGGAUACGCUGGGUUGAAGAAAGCGCCGUCUCGCACCCCUGGACGCGACGCGGCUCGCGGGGCAGAGCGCUUCCAGCCGUAACCAAGUCAUGUAUAGAGUCACAAACGUGUACUUUGUCUGCUCUAUCGCCGCGCUAGGGGGAGCCCUCUUCGGGUUCGACAUUUCGUCCAUGUCAGGCGUGCUGGGCACGCAGGCGUACAAGCGCUUCUUCGGACACCCGACGUCCUUCACGCAGGGGACCAUCACGGCGUCGAUGCCGGCGGGGUCUCUGGUCGGGGCGCUGGCGUCGUCGAUUACGGCCGACCGGCUGUCGAGGAAGGCGGCGCUGCAGGUGAGCUGCGUGUUCUGGAUCGUGGGCAGCGCGGUGCAGUGCUCGGCGAUGGGGGUGGCGAUGCUGUGCGUGGGGAGGGCGAUUGCGGGGGUGUGCGUCGGGAUCACGAGCUCGAUUGUGCCCGUGUAUCAGUCUGAAGUUGCGCCGAAAGAGAUACGAGGCCGGGUGGUGAGCCUCCAGCAGUGGGCCAUCACCUGGGGCAUCCUGAUACAGUUCUUUAUCCAGUACGGCGUCGCGGAGGGCGUGUCGGGCGGGCCGCGCGACCCGGGGCAGUCGACGGCGGCGUUCCGCAUACCCUGGGCGGUGCAGAUGGUGCCGGCCGUGGCGCUCUUCGCGGGCCUCUGCUUUUGCCCGCAGUCGCCGCGCUGGCUGGCGUCGCGGGACCGCUGGCACGAGGCGCUCUUGGUGCUGGGCGCGCUGCACGAGGGCACCUACGGGCGGACCCCUGGCGGCGGAGGUGACGGCGGCGGGCGCAUGGCGAUCCACGACCCGCGAGUGAGGGCGCAGUACCGGGAGAUCGAGGACGCGCUGCGCUUCGAGCGCGAGCAGGCGGACGGGAGCUUCGCAGCGCUGAUCAGGGGCCGGAUGGUGCGGCGGGUGGUCCUGGGCAUGAGCAUCCAGGCGUGGAGCCAGCUGUGCGGGAUGAACAUUAUGAUGUAUUAUAUCGUGUACGUGAUGGAGGGCGCCGAGAUUGGAUCCCCUCUCCUGACCGCGUCGAUUCAGUACGUCAUCAACGUCGUGCUGACACUGCCGGCGAUUUUGUUUCUCGACAAAUGGGGUCGACGGCCGUCGCUCGUCAUCGGCUCCUUUCUCAUGAUGACCUACCUAUUUAUAUCGGGCGCACUACAGCACCACUACGGGCGUCCCAAUACAAUGGCAACGGCCACGCCGGGCAACAUGGACAUCAGCUGGGUGGUCGUGGGCAACCGCGGGGCGUCGUGGGCCAUUGUCGUGAGCUCGUACCUGUUCGUGGCGACGUUUGCGACGACCUGGGGGCCUACGUCGUGGACGUACCCGGCGGAGAUAUUCCCGUCGCGGAUCCGCGCCAGGGCCGUGAGCGUGUGCACGGCGACAAACUGGCUGUUCAACACGGUGCUCGCGUUUGCGGUGCCGCCGCUGUGUGAGUGACAAUAACAACUUGGCAAGACUACUACGGGACGGCGGCCCCGGUGGUCGAUUUUCCUUGGACUGUAGUACAGCAACGCUGACUCGCAGGUGUUCGUCCCUCCUCACCAGUGUGGCACGUCAAACAUAUUACAUAUUCGGCUCCUUCAACGCAGCCGCCUUCUUGCACAUGCUCCUCAUGGCGCACGAGACCAAGGGGUACACGCUCGAGGAGAUGGACGACGUGUUCGACCGGGGAGGACACGCGUGGGAGAGGAAGAAGGCGCCCGCGAGCCGGCUGGAGGCCAUGCAGACGCUCAUGGAGGAGGCCCCGAACGUGCAGCCCCCGGGGAGGCGCAACACCCGCGAAAAGUCGGGCCUACCCUGCACGGCGCUCGAGGAGGAGGUGGCACACGCGUGAGGCGGAGUUUGCUGAGCACGCAGGAACGGAGAAGAAGGAGUGGGUGGCUAUCCGGGAGGGUGCUGGUGGUUCGCGAGGAAUGUGGGCGACUCUGGUGUGAUCGCAAGACGUCGUCCCCAAAAGGGGCCUUGAUAGCUCGCUAUCCAUUCAACAUUUGGGCCUCUGAAAAAGGUCGGCUGUGUACUGGCAGAGCCGUGAAGUCGUGAGCCGUGACCCAGGAAGCAAGCCCUGUGCCAUGGACAGGGUGCACAUAUGAGCGUGUAAGUGGCCCAACCUACGUAGAGUAAGGGGCCGCCGGG
Purpureocillium takamizusanense is the source of this 2223-nucleotide messenger RNA. Its product is annotated as high affinity glucose transporter, variant 3. Gene Ontology annotation, biological process: transmembrane transport; carbohydrate transport. The record is from RefSeq and is a predicted model, not a curated record. Gene Ontology annotation, molecular function: carbohydrate:proton symporter activity. The coding region runs from base 157 to 1527 and encodes 456 amino acids. The transcript is spliced from 7 exons. Gene Ontology annotation, cellular component: membrane. NCBI's taxonomy places the organism in Eukaryota, Fungi, Ascomycota, Sordariomycetes, Hypocreales, Ophiocordycipitaceae.